AAGAACAAACCAAACCCAAACCCAGAAGAAAAAAAAUCAAAUCCCAAAUUUUUGGGUAACAACAUUUGUCAACCAUCCACAAAUGUCUGCACUGCUUGGGGAGAAGAAUGAAGAGGCACUGUGUUAUUUGACCAGAGUUGAAGUGACAGAAUUUGAAGAUAUUAAAUCAGGUUACAGAAUAAAUUUUUAUUUUGAUGGAAAUCCUUACUUUGAAAAUAAAGUUCUCUUCAAAGAAUUUCAUCUGAAUGAAAAAAUGGUGAUCCAUCUUCAAAGUCCACCAAAAUUAAAUGGAAAUUUGGAAAGGAUUUGAUGAAAUGUUCACGUUAAAUGCAGAAUAAAGCAAGCAGGAAAUGGCAGCAUGAGGAACCAGAGAGCUUCUUUACCUGGUUUACUGACCAUUCUGAUCCGAGUGAUGAUGAGUUAGGAGAGGUCAUCAAAGUUGAUAUUUCGACAAAUCCAUCACAGUACUACUCUUCUUUCUCGAUACGGAUGAUGGAGGAGGAGGAGAAAAAGAUGUUGAUAAUAGUAGAGGAGGAAGGAUUAGAGAAUACUGAUGAGAGAGGGGAUGAGGAUGACAGUGAAAAAGAUGAAGAUAAUGAUGGAAGGGAAGAAGGAAAGAAGGAUAAAAAAGAUGACGACUAAUAAGAACACUGACAGAUACCAACCUUCUCUACACCAUGGUUCUCAACUUAUUUUGGGUGAAAUACCUUGAGCAGAAUACAAUGGGAAAAGAGU
This is a messenger RNA of Saimiri boliviensis boliviensis (Bolivian squirrel monkey), 735 nucleotides long. The record is from RefSeq and is a predicted model, not a curated record. Lineage: Eukaryota; Metazoa; Chordata; Mammalia; Primates; Cebidae.